Molecule: messenger RNA, 1161 nt
Organism: Dothidotthia symphoricarpi CBS 119687
Lineage: Eukaryota; Fungi; Ascomycota; Dothideomycetes; Pleosporales; Dothidotthiaceae
Exons: 2
Coding region: 1-1161 (386 amino acids)
Source: RefSeq, a predicted model, not a curated record
AUGCUCGGCAGAUGCACCCCACAUCUGCAAUCAUGCUUGAGCCUGGCUGAAAGAGCUCUCCGGGCUCGGUGCCGUCUCUAUUCCACCAACACCUACAACUUGAAGGGAGAUCAACUUGGUCCUACACGCGAAGAUGCCCAUGGGUCGUUUCGCGCCCGCAGAGAUGGGACGUUAAAAGAGCUUCCACUUCCCCCGUUACUCGAUCCCGUAGUUCUUGAGAAGAGAUCGCGCUGGGAGCAGACGAAGCAACAGCCAGAUGUUGCAAAUUUCACGCCAUUCCAGAAGAAGCUAUGGGAGAACCCGUUUGCACAUGCUCUGGCAUCUCCUGUCCGCCAAUGCCGCGCAACCCAAGUCUCCCUUCCUGAGUCGCUCUUCGUCUCCUUGUACCCCCGCCCGCAUCCUACAACCAACGAUCCAUGGCUCCUUCCCGUCUCGCUGACAGCAGAGGGAGGUCAACUUGGAACGCCGUACUACUUCCUUGGUCGAGAGAUCAUCGCCACGAGUCUGGGUAAGAAGAAGGCAUGGGAGAGGUUGAUGAAUUCUCGCAUGCUUCACAAACUCGGCAGCAGCGUGCGGAAGAUGGUAUGGAGAGAAGACAUGCCCAGUCUGAUCUUGGACCUUAUGCGCAAAAGGCUGGUAAAGAAGCUGAGCUGGAAUUUUGGAUUCAAGGGACGCCUUACGCCUGUGGCCAGUGAGUGGACUGAAGACAUCAAAGAUGUAGAGGACGUGUCAUGCGUUUUAGUCUUCCGUUCACUUCGCCUGCGCGCGGACGACCUGCAGGACUGCGCCGACGAAAUUGCUUCGGAGCUGGAGAAAUGGUCACUGUACUUCAUGAAAGGUUUCACCGCGAAGCUUGAUCCUCACGCGUCUCCAGAGGUCACGCAUGCCUCUCCGACCUGGUACUUUGAACCCUUAGUCCCUCGCUUGCAACCUCGGCUGCAGUUCCCAGAGCUCGAAUUCAAAAGCACGACAUGGCGUGGAACAAAAGUCCCCUUGUACAGUCUGACCGACCUUCUAGGACCAGACAAGGCGCAGGAGUUGAUCAAAGGGAGCAAAUAUGAAAAGGAGAAAUGCGUUAUCAUCAAGAGAGCCAGGCAUAACGUCCCAGUCGAGAUGCUGUUCAUGCAGCUACAGGCCUACAUUGCGAAGCCAGGUCCCUAA